AUGGUGGAAAAGGUCUACGUGACGUACAAUGAGAUCCACAAACUAUGCCAGACGUCGGCCGAGAAGAUUCUCAAUGACUUCCAGCCUAAUCUCAUGGUUGCCAUUGGAGGCGGCGGCUAUGUACCAGCGAGAAUCCUAAGAUCAUUCCUCAAGCGGCCCGGUGCUCCUAAUAUCCCCAUUCAAGCCAUCGGCCUCUCGCUCUAUGAACAACUUUCUGGGACAGACCCCGUCGAAGCGCCCGGUACAAAAGUUACGCGGACACAAUGGCUUGAUCUAUCCUCGCUCGAGAUGAAGAACCUGAUUGGCAAAAACGUCCUGAUCGUUGACGAGGUAGAUGAUACGCGCACCACACUCGAAUAUGCGGUGAAGGAGCUGGAAAAGGACGUGGAAUUGGCCAGACAACAACAAGGAAGAACCGAGAGGACAAAAUUCUCCAUAUUUGUCCUGCAUAACAAGGACAAGGAGAAGAAGGGACACCUUCCAGAAGACAUGCUCAAAGAAAAUCGGUAUCUGGCGGCGGUGACUGUGCCCGAUGUGUGGAUCUGUUAUCCCUGGGAGGCGACUGACAUUGACGAGCACGACCAACUCGCCCAAAACCACGGCGUCAACUGA
Messenger RNA from Fonsecaea pedrosoi CBS 271.37, 612 nucleotides. RefSeq lists its product as uncharacterized. Gene Ontology annotation, biological process: GMP salvage; XMP salvage; IMP salvage. NCBI's taxonomy places the organism in Eukaryota, Fungi, Ascomycota, Eurotiomycetes, Chaetothyriales, Herpotrichiellaceae. The record is from RefSeq and is a predicted model, not a curated record. The coding region runs from base 1 to 612 and encodes 203 amino acids. The transcript is spliced from 3 exons. Gene Ontology annotation, molecular function: hypoxanthine phosphoribosyltransferase activity. Gene Ontology annotation, cellular component: cytoplasm.